Messenger RNA from Didymodactylos carnosus, 318 nucleotides. NCBI's taxonomy places the organism in Eukaryota, Metazoa, Rotifera, Eurotatoria, Philodinida, Philodinidae. The record is from the annotation of a GenBank genome assembly.
AUGUUAAGUGCCUGUACAACGAGCGUCGAUUUGAACUUAGAUGUACCAAGAUUGAAAGCAUUGUUUUAUUCAACUGGUAAAAGUAUCUUAAGUGGUAGUUGUGAUGUGGCUAAUAUCAAAAGCAAUGGUGUAAGUGAUGUUAUUGCAUCGGAUCUCGUUGCAAAAGUGGUUAAUGUUGCUACAAGUGGUAUAGGAACCGUAAAAGUGCUUUGUGUAGAUGAAUGUAAUAUUCGAGCUGAUAGUAUUAGUACCGUCUAUUACAGAGGACCAAUAAAACGAGAACAAACAAAUGGAUUAGCCAAAAUAAAACAAUGGUAA